Messenger RNA from Toxorhynchites rutilus septentrionalis, 672 nucleotides. RefSeq lists its product as uncharacterized. The record is from RefSeq and is a predicted model, not a curated record. The transcript has a single exon. NCBI's taxonomy places the organism in Eukaryota, Metazoa, Arthropoda, Insecta, Diptera, Culicidae. Gene Ontology annotation, molecular function: serine-type endopeptidase activity. Bases 15 to 569 code for a protein of 184 amino acids. Gene Ontology annotation, biological process: proteolysis.
GUGAAACAGACAAGAUGGGAAAAGUUAACUUCUGCAAGAUUUCUACAAGACUCGUUGCCCUGCUGCUGCUGCUGCUUUUCGGAGUUGCCGCCUCAAGCCCGUUGUUACAAGAAACCGAAGACCCGAUUACCGUUCCGGCCAUCCAAUUCCUGAGCAAGACAGCCGGCCAAGACAUCUGCACCGCCUAUCAAGUUCGAGGACAGCUCUUCGUCACAUCGGCCCAUUGCCUGGGUGGGGACCACAGCGCAAUUCAACAACUCACCGCACUGGAUGUCGUUGGCCAAGGAACGCGCGAUAUCCAGGCUUUCGCUGUUCGUGGCCCCGAAGCGGAAGUCGGUGCGGAUAUCGCGUUGGUGAUGUAUGACGGUCCGGUAUUUGCCACGGAGACGGAGUCAGAAUCGGUGAUGCCCGACGGUGGCGGAUUCGUCGCCGCCUUUGGUCUCGGUCCACUGGAACGUUUCGAACGUGAGGGUGAUGAGGUUGAUGGGGCUGCGGCUGCCAUUGGGCUCAAUUGGCGUUUGACUGGCUCGGUUUUGGCUCUAUUUGGAUCGAUGACGCUGGUGAAGUGAACGACGGAGGAGAAGUAUGGUCGAGUAGUUCGACAGAGCUGAAACAACACUUGUUCAAACGUAUUAAUAUCAAAUAAAUGAAAUAUUUAUCGUAAACGAGUAA